AUGUUCAAGUCCUGGGAUAAACGUGUACUGGACCGCUGGAUGGAACAUGCCCUACGAGAAUUACCCACGAAACUGUACCCGGAAGUAACGGCAUCUUCUACACCGCCGGCACUAGGCGCGGAUGUGUCUGGUAGCGUCGUGUCUCCUAACAGCGAGGCUGAAGUACCCAUCACGCUCAAGACAACAAAACACCAAGAGGUCAUGACCUUUAUGCGAGGUAAUUUCGUAACGCCAUCGAAUCCUGCUCCGAGCGCGGCACCCAACCCAUUGACGCAUCCGGAUGUGACCACGGACGGGUCAUCAGUGUCACCUUUCUACCGACCCGAGAGCUUCCAUAUUUUUAAGCUCCUGCCAUACCUUCGUCCUUCGGUCUUGUACGUGUUUGGCACCGAGUCUGAUCUAUCGGCACCAGAACAUAUAGCAGACAAGCUGAAAGUUACGGGAGUAGGGGUGGGUGGCAGUGGAGGUGUAUCAAAGGAGAGAGUCAAAGAGUUUACGAUGCAAGGAGGUGGGCAUCUGAUGCCGAUGGAGAGGGUGGAAGAGACGGCGGAUCAGUGUAGCGGGUGGCUCCUGCAGGAGCUGAAGCGAUGGAAAGACGAAUACAUACAGAUUGAGGCUCUUCGAGCAGCGAUACCCAGAGAGAAGAAAGGACAGAUGUCUGAAGGGUUUGUCCAAGCUCUGAGCCAGCCUCAAGCAAAGUCGAAGCUGUAG
Molecule: messenger RNA, 711 nt
Organism: Aureobasidium musti
Lineage: Eukaryota; Fungi; Ascomycota; Dothideomycetes; Dothideales; Saccotheciaceae
Source: the annotation of a GenBank genome assembly